Messenger RNA from Epithele typhae, 483 nucleotides. RefSeq lists its product as uncharacterized. The record is from RefSeq and is a predicted model, not a curated record. The transcript has a single exon. NCBI's taxonomy places the organism in Eukaryota, Fungi, Basidiomycota, Agaricomycetes, Polyporales, Epitheliaceae. The annotation marks the transcript as partial.
GCGCCGGUGGACGCGCUGCGCGACCUCGACUGGCCGCGCCUCACCACACUCGUCCUCCACGCAGACCCUCCCACCGGCGACAUACCCCACUUGGCGGCGCUCUUCACAAACAUGCCCAACCUCCGCACGCUCGCCCUCAAGUCCCUCCCCCCGCACGGCACCAGGGUAAACAACCGCACCGACUGCCCGGACUUCUGGAGCACUCGCGCCACCGAGCGCGCGCCGCUCUGGCCCCCGGGACACUCCGGGCCCUUCCCGUGGCCGAAGCUCGAGCGGCUCGUCGUGGCGUGCCCGAACGCGCAGGACGAGGUGUACGCGCAUCUCCCGCCGACGCUGCGCGAGCUGUCGCUGCGCUACUGGAAGCGUGUGUGGUUCGCCGAAGGAGUCCACCGCGACGCGUACCACGACGCGUCGACCACGCUCGACAUCCUCCGCCGGUGCAACGUACCUAACCUGGAGCGGUUGGAGAUCGAGUACGUUGCC